Messenger RNA from Rotaria sp. Silwood2, 1089 nucleotides. Lineage: Eukaryota; Metazoa; Rotifera; Eurotatoria; Philodinida; Philodinidae. The record is from the annotation of a GenBank genome assembly.
AUGAUCGGUUAUUCAAAUCCUGUACAGAAUGAACGUAUAAAACGUCGUCAUUUUGUUCUACUUGCAUUAAUAUUUCUCAUCUCAAUGACAUGUUUAUUGAUGGUCUAUAUUUUAUUUCCAAAUGUUAAUCCUGAGGAAAAAGGUGCUUUUAAAAUUCCGAAAACAAUUGAUGAUGCAAAAAUUCUUGGGAAUGUUUUAUAUAAAUAUAGUAAACACCAUCGAUAUAUAAUAAUGAUCGCUUUUUUUCUUACUUACAUUUUUCUGCAAACCUUUGCUAUCCCAGGCUCAAUAUUUUUAAGCAUUUUAGCUGGAUUCCUUUACCCGUUUCCUUUAGCAUUAUUUCUUGUUUGUCUAUGUUCAUCAUUGGGUGCUAGUUUUUGUUAUUUACUUUCGAAAUUAUUUGGUCGACCUCUUUUAUUAAAAUAUUUUCGAGCGAAAAUUAUUGAUUGGCAAAGAAAAGUUCAAAAACGUUCAGAUAGUCUUUUAUGGUUCAUGAUUUUUCUUCGUAUAACACCUAUUUUACCCAAUUGGUUUAUAAAUCUUUGUUCACCUAUACUUGAUGUACCAUUAAAACCAUUUUUUCUUGGUACAUUUGCUGGUGUUGCAUUACCAUCAAUAUUAUUCAUUCAAGCAGGUAAAACAAUUCAUCAAUUAUCAUCACCAUUGGAUGUUUUUUCAUGGGGUUCAAUAUUUAUGCUGUCGUUUUGUGCUAUACUAUCACUGCUUCCAAUUUAUUUUAAGAAUCAAAUUGAAAAAUUUUUUAAAAGUACAUCCCGUUUAGCUCAUCUGGGUGUUAAUGGACCAUUUAGUAGUCUUGGACCAGUUUCCAGCCAUGUACGCAAAAGCUUACAAAUGACAAUUGAUGCAGCAGCCGUGGACAAUAGUGCACGCAUAUCGCCAGAGAAUAAUCUUGAUUUUUAUGCUUAUUCACAAGCGGCACCAUACAGUAUGCAACAAUUGACCGAUGAUGAUCUACUUAUGGGUGGUUCAAGUCGUGAUGAAAAAGAACGUACAAUACCACCUGAUAUGCCAUCUGUUCGACAAGCACGAUCUGAUUUUGCAUAUUUUAUGAGUGAUGAAUUGAGGUAA